Molecule: messenger RNA, 1449 nt
Organism: Microtus ochrogaster (prairie vole)
Lineage: Eukaryota; Metazoa; Chordata; Mammalia; Rodentia; Cricetidae
Gene: Scml1
Product: Scm polycomb group protein like 1
Exons: 8
Coding region: 1-1404 (467 amino acids)
Biological process (GO): negative regulation of DNA-templated transcription
Cellular component (GO): nucleus
Molecular function (GO): chromatin binding; histone binding
Source: RefSeq, a predicted model, not a curated record
AUGGAUUUUGCGGGCCAUUGUUCAGUCAUACAAGCCGUGAACACGCAUCGCUUUACGACGGUUAAAAGGCGUCAACGGACAUCGAAGGUGGUUUCCCAGCUGGCGGACGUCGAGAGGGUUCCUCAGCGGCCUGCCGGCAGCUUUCUGGAGACUGGUGUGCCAUCAAAAUACCAACAGCCCAACAGAAGGAGCAGUUCAGAAGCAGCCCAGAAGCAGAAGCCUCACCACCAGGAGCAGUUCGGUAUCAGCAGCAGCAGCACCACCACCAGCAUCACUAAUAGAGACACCAAAGAUAGAGACUUGAAAGUUGAGGCCUUGUGGGCUUCCCCUGUCCACUUUGGCAUGUUUAUUGGUAUCCUUCUUGUUCAGGUGAUGUUGGUUAUCUCUAAAACUGUUCAAAGGCUGGAAAAGAAGAUUGAUGACAUAGAUAACAAAGUAACAAGAAUUUAUUACUCUCGUGCCAGAUCCUUUUGGCAUUACCCUCCUUUUAAAUUAGUAUCUAGAAGAUACAAUUACCUGACAUCUAAAAGACGUAAACUCCAGAAAGAGAGCCAAGUAGUUCAUGAUGAUACCUUCUCCUACCCUCAAAGUUACAGUCCAACUUCACCAGUCCGCACAAGGGAUGAAGUGAGCUUUGAUGUAGAGAACGAAGAGACUGUAGAUUACACCCAGAUGCACCAGUGCCCUGAUAUUAUUGACAACGCCCAGAUGUUCCAGAACCCUGAUUCUAUUGACAAUGCCCAGACACACCAGUAUGCUGAUUCUAUGGACAACACCGAAAGUAUCCAGAACACUGAGAACGAUGCUGUGUUCCAUUCUGACGAUUCCCUGGGAGUGAGAUGUAUCAGUUCUUCACCAGAGAGUAACCGUCCAGAAACUCCACAGAGUCCUAUAUAUACUCCCCAAGACUACCACUGCGGAUUUAAAAUAAAUCCUGGCUCUUCUACAAUGACCCACUACAGUGACUUUGAAAAUCCCAACUUGCACACCACUAUUUCUUCUGCUUCAACAAUAUUGAGAGGAAGCCACCUCCCUCGAGGGGAGCUCAUGCCCAUCAGGAAUCCUGAAAUGAAGCAAUUGGCCUUACUGGAGGCCCAGAGUACACCUGUGAUUGAUCCUAAUACUUUUGGUUUGUCAUCCAGUUGUACCAAGGCUGUUGUGAAAGGCCUUGGAAAGCCGUUAAACUGGUCUAUGAACGACGUGAUAACAUUUCUGAACCGUUUAGAUCCUCCGUUUGCAGACCGACUCUACUCCACCAUCAGAGAACAUGACAUUGAUGGGAAAGCCUUGCUGUUGCUCAACAUUGAUGUAAUGAUAAAAUAUAUGAGGAUGAAUGUCGGAGUAGCCUUGAAGCUCAGCAGCUACAUUCAAAAGCUUAAAAAAGGAGUAAACUGUCGCCCGUAAAACAAUUGUAGAACUUUAAAUGUUCUCAUAAAGUCCUUCUUAAUG